This is a messenger RNA of Hymenoscyphus albidus, 1530 nucleotides long. Lineage: Eukaryota; Fungi; Ascomycota; Leotiomycetes; Helotiales; Helotiaceae. The record is from the annotation of a GenBank genome assembly.
AUGCCGCCUACACAUUCUAGGCAUCACUCUAUACAACAUGCUAGACAGCACUCUAGACAUCAUUCUAGGCACAUAUCAUCAGUACGGGCAGACCUUGAGGUUGAUGCCUCGCCAAAUACAAAAUGCAACAUAUUUUUCAAUUCACUCAGAAGGCUGAUUCAACGAGGGGCUCAUGGGAUUAUACCUAGCUUUCUACAACGAAAAACUAUCUCGGCGAAGCAACAACGGCUACAUCCGACUUCGUACCUAGAUGGACUUCGUGGAGUGGCGUCGUUUAUCGUGUUUAUGGGACAUUAUACAGAGGAAAACAUAGGAUGGUUCGCAGAACCUUACGGAUUAUACGAAGACGGGGCACCAUCAUCACCAUUGCAGCUACCUUUGGUUCGGGUUCUUUACUCUGCUCGACCAAUGGUUCACAUAUUUUUUAUUAUUUCGGGUUUCGUUUUAGCCUACAAACCAAUCAUGCAAAUACACGCACAACAGUAUUCAGCUCUCGCUAGCACUAUUUCUUCGUCCGUUUUUCGACGCGCACUACGACUUUUUCUUCCUUCAUUAAUUGCACUCUUCAUCAUGGCCAUAGCUGUUCAUACUGGACUUUCAGAUGUUCGGUACGCCAACCGCUUGCCCGAAGCCUCUGCACAAUUAAAGGAUUGGUGGGGGGCAUGUUCGCGGCUUCUACAAGCAGCUUGGUCGGUUGCAAAUGUCUCUGCGCAAACCCCACGAUACAACCCAGCUUUAUGGACGAUUCCCAUUGAAUUUGCUCAAUCAAUGAUUCUUUUCAUCACACUCAUUGGACUCUCACGAUGCCGAAAUAACAUCCGGAUGUUACUUCUUGCGGGAAUAAUGAUAUUCUGUUUUAACGGCGGGCAACUAUAUACUGUCGAGUUUCUCGGUGGGGUGUUAAUCGCGGAAAUCAACAUACUCAACCAGGGGCGCUCCUUUUCAUCCCCCUUUUCUAGCCCUGCUAUACUCCCGAAAUACUCCCUCGAGGACCGAUUUGAGGAAGCUCACGGCCAGACCAUUCGCCAGCGAGCAAUGCAAGUAUUCUGGGCACUCAACAUUAUCAGCGGACUCUUCAUCGGCUCCUGGACGAACGAUCACGCUGAUGAAGUCUGGGGAAUUAAAUAUCUUUCUAAUCACACUCCAAGCCCCUACCAAGGACAAGGCGUUUGGUUCUGUUUGGGGGCAUUCCAAAUUGUGAUUGCGUGCACCCAACUUGAAAGUCUGCAGAACCUAUUCAACCAUGGGAUCGCGCAAUACUUGGGAGGAAUUUCGUACGCCUUGUAUUUGACGCAUAAUUUGUGCUUGACCAGUCUCGAGCCUCGAGUUUCGCCUUUUCUCGAUUCGACUUUUGGGAAGCAGACGCGAAUGGGGAGACAUCUUCAUUGGGCAGUUGGGUUGGCCAUAUAUCUCCCUAUUAUCAUCUGCGUUUCCGAUAUCUUCUGGCGUGCGAUUGACGUGCCGACUGUCAAGUUAGCGAGAUGGGUCGAGUCCAAGUGUGUUGUCGAUGUGGAGCCAAAGAAGGUCUAA